UGUUUGUUCAAGGAACAAGUUGGCGUUUUGUUUUCAUUUGUAAAUUUACUUAAAAAUAAGAAAUACAUUAGACGGCGCGUUGUCAAAAACUCACUUAUGACUUGCAUUCGAUUAAACAAGUUGUGAAGAUAUACAAAUUUUUAAAAGCGCUAAAUCCGGCGUUCAUCGUUAUGGAUAUACAACAACUGGAGAUACUUUGCAAGCAACUUUACGAAGCCACAGACAUUAACAUUCGUUCCGAGGCGGAAAAAGCUCUUGUGAUAUUUGUAAACAGUCAAGAUGCGCUGCCGAAAUGCCAAUUGCUAUUGGAUAGAGCUGAUUCCAGUUACGCCCAAUUACUGGCCGCCUCUACGCUCACAAAACUCAUCCAGGGAUUAAGUCUCGAGCAGCGUAUUGACAUUCGCAGUUAUGCAUUAAACUAUUUGGCGACAAGGCCCAAUCUGCAGCACUUCGUUGUUCAGGCUUUGGUUACUUUAUUGGCCAAAAUCACGAAGUUUGGAUGGUUCGAUACAUUCAAAGGGGAAAUGGUUUUCCAAAACCUAUUGGAAGAUGUCAAAAAAUUCUUGCAGGGCUCUGUUGAGCAUUGCACAAUUGGAGUGCAAAUUCUAUCACAACUGGUUUGUGAAAUGAACUCCAUUGUGGAGCUAGACGUUCACUUGUCCUUUUCGAAAAAUCGGAAAAUAGCAACUUCCUAUCGGGACCAUCAGCUCUAUGACACUUUUUUGUUAUCCUGUUCACUACUGAUCACAGCCCGUGAAAAUAGCAAGAAUAUAAAUUUCAUGGACGAAUCGCAGCAAGCGUUAAUAACACACGUAUUACGUUUAACAAAAAAUUGUUUGAGCUUUGACUUCAUAGGCAGUUCUACAGAUGAAUCUGCCGAUGAUAUGAACAAUGUUCAGAUACCCACAGCUUGGCGUCCUGCAUUCUUAGAUUCGAACACACUUAAACUAUUUUUUGACUUAUACCACAUUUUGCCCAAUGGUUUAGCUAGCUACUCCAUAUCCUGUCUGGUACAAAUGACAUCUGUGCGUCGGUCUCUUUUUAGUAAUUCAGAAAGAACCAAAUUUCUAACGCAUUUGGUCGAAGGAGUUAGAGAUAUUUUGACUAGCCUGCACGGCUUGAGUGACCCAGAUAACUAUCACGAAUUCUGCCGUUUAUUGGCUCGCCUUAAAUCUAAUUAUCAAUUGGGUGAACUUAUAGCGGUCCCAUGUUAUCCGGAAGCCAUUGAACUGAUAGCUAAGUUCACUGUGCAAUCCCUGCAUCUGUGGCUUUUUGCACCGAAUAGUGUACAUUAUUUACUGACCCUCUGGCAACGUAUGGUUGCCUCUGUACCAUAUGUAAAAUCCCCGGAUCCACAUUUGCUAGGUACAUACACCCCGGAGGUUAUUAAGGCGUAUAUAGAUUCGCGCUUGGAUGCAGUUCCUCUAAUUGUCCGUGACAAUUUAGAGGAUCCAUUAGACGAUCUGUGUAUGGUGCAGCAACAGCUGGAGCAAUUGUCGGUAAUCGAAAGGUGUGAAUAUAACAAGACUUGUAGUCUGCUUGUUCAGCAUUUUGAUCAGAAGGCUCGUGAGUAUGAGAAUCUUUUGCAGACGCCCAACGCAAAUCCCAUGGAUAUCACCGUACACGAGCUCCAGCUGACGUGGCUGGUGUAUAUAAUCGGGUCGGCCAUUGUUGGUCGCUUGUCGGUUACGACAAAUGACGAGCACGAUACUAUGGAUGCCGAGCUCGUAAUAAGAGUCUUGCAAUUGAUGAGCCUAACCGAUGCUCGAUUGCCACAGGCUGGCUGCGAAAAGCUAGAGCUAGCAGUACUUAGUUUUUUGGACCAGGUCCGCAAAAUGCAUAGCAGUGAGCAGACUCAAAAAGUCAAUGUAUACAAGAGACUUAGUGAAGUAUUUGGAUUAAGUGAUGAACAAAUGCUAUUAAGUUUUAUUAACCGUAAAAUUAUUACAAAUUUAAAGUUUUGGGGACGCUCUGAACCGAUUAUUACAAAAACCCUGCUGUUACUGUCCGAUCUCUCCGUACACUUUAAUUCUGUGCGCAAGCUGGCACGUCUCGAAGAAAUCCAGUUUAUGCUUACACAUCACACAAGCGAACAUUUCCCAUUCUUAGGAACUAAUUCUACGUUGACUGAAAUGAGAUGUCGGACCAUGUUUUACACAUCGUUAGGACGAUUGUUAAUGUUUGAUUUGGGGGAAGAUGAGGAAAGGUUUUAUAACUUUUUAGAACCCUUAACAAAUCAAUUCGAUUCCCUUGGCUCCGUUCUGAUGGACACCAAUAUAUUUCCUAGUGAUGAGGCUAAAAUGGCCAUUAUUGGCUUGGCCCGGGACAUCCGAGGCUUGGCUCUGCCACUCAACGCUCGCAUUCAAUAUACAAUGUUAUUUGACUGGCUUUACUAUUCGGAUUAUAUGCCCAUAUUAUUGCGUGCAAUGGAACUUUGGGCUCAUGAUCCAGCUGUUUCGACGCCCAUUUUAAAAUUGUUUGCUGAGUUGGUUUAUUGUCGCACCCAACGUCUAGCAGGCAAUGUAUCAAGCCCAAUGGGCAUUCUCCUAUUCCGCGAGGCAUCAAAACUUAUUUGUAUAUACGGAAAUCACAUUCUACAUCGAGAUGUUCCACGUGAUCAACUGUACGCAAUGAGACUUAAAGGAAUUGCCAUAUGCUUCUUAAUUUUAAAAAACGCCACUGGGGGAAACUAUGUUAACUGCGGAGUAUUUAAACUUUACGGAGAUGAUACGUUGGACAAUGCACUAAAUAUUAUCGCAAAGUUAAUACUCUCUAUACAACAGAGCGAUCUUCUUGUGUACCCAAAAUUAUCAUCGGCUUAUUAUAAUUUAUUAAAUUGUCUCUCACAAGAUCAUGUUUCAUACUUGGCAGGUUUUGAACCUUCGGCAUUCGUUUACAUAUUGAAAAGCCUAAUCAAAGGACUUGCGGCGUUAGAUUCUGCGAUUUAUAUUAGUUGCUGCACAAUUUUGGAUAGUAUUGUUUCAUACAUUUUUAAACAGCUUCAGAUGAAAGUUUCUAAAUUUCCAAACAAAAAGCUGCGUAGCUUAAACGAUGAAAACGCGCAAUUUCUGAAGGUUGUUGAAAUGAACUCAGAACUGCUACAGAGUAUGAUGUCCUCGUUAUUAAACAAUGUCCUGGCUGAGGAUUGUCGUAAUCAGUGGUCUAUGUCACGUCCAUUGCUGGUUCUUAUUUUACUAUAUGAGGACUAUUAUCUCUCAUUAAGAGACAAAAUUAUCUGUGGUCAGCCAAUUGAAAAACAACAGACAAUGGCUCAAUGGUUUGAUGACCUUAUGGCUGGAAUUGAACGAAAUGUGUCCAGCAAAAACAAGGAAAAAUUCACUCAAAAUUUGUCAACGUUUCGCCGCGAUGUGGUUAACUUGCCAAAGUCAACUCCAAACCUAACAGGCGGUGCUGAUCACAUCGCGACAAACGCAUCCUCAACGGCGGAUCAAAAUUCCAAUUCUGAGAACCAGUCCAUGGUUCGGCGUUUUCGUGUGAUCGACCAAUGUACGACGGUGGAUUCAAACCCUGUGAGCCUGAGUCCACGUCAUAUCAUUGCUAACGGAGAACUUGAGGACCAAUGGUGGUUUUUCGAGUGAAUUGAAGGAGCGGUUGACAAUGGAUGCAGAAUAAAAUAAGAUUAGUUAUAAGUGACUUGGAGUAGUAAACAGUAGAAACUGA
Molecule: messenger RNA, 3681 nt
Organism: Drosophila eugracilis
Lineage: Eukaryota; Metazoa; Arthropoda; Insecta; Diptera; Drosophilidae
Gene: Ranbp16
Product: ran-binding protein 16
Exons: 19
Coding region: 171-3599 (1142 amino acids)
Biological process (GO): protein export from nucleus
Cellular component (GO): nuclear pore; cytoplasm
Molecular function (GO): nuclear export signal receptor activity; small GTPase binding
Source: RefSeq, a predicted model, not a curated record